This is a messenger RNA of Stylophora pistillata, 3278 nucleotides long. RefSeq names its product transmembrane emp24 domain-containing protein 7. Lineage: Eukaryota; Metazoa; Cnidaria; Anthozoa; Scleractinia; Pocilloporidae. The record is from RefSeq and is a predicted model, not a curated record.
GGGUCGCCUUCUGUUUCACGUUACCGCUAAUAAUCGAUUAAAUUCGAGAAAACGUCUUUUGUCUUUUCCAGUCAGUUGAAAAUCGUUCACUGUAACUAGUGACCAUUGCCCGCUUUGAGGUUUAAAAUUUUCUUAUUUGGUUCAAUAUUUAGAGUAGAAAUGUCGGUAACGAGGAAGCUGAACCAAUUAAAGGUCGAUAAGGUGCUACUUGCGCGUGCGUUCACAAAUCGCCACGUGGCCUAGUCCUUUCGAAUGCAAAUUUACUUUAAACAAAACUUACUUUGAAUAUUAUUUCACCUAGACAUGGAAGAAAUCGCUCUACACUUUUAGAGCCUUUACAAAGUAAGAAGCUCGGCUUUGCUCGGUUACACAACUCAACAUAUUUGGCCCAAUAUCUAUCCUUUGAAGCGUGAACAACGACGCUAAGAUGCGCCUUUUGAUCGUAAUUUUGGCCCUGUGUUUACACUUGAUACCUGCGAAUAGCCGCCAUCUGCAAUUUCAACUUAGCGGCUUUGAAUGCUUCUACGAAGACCUGGUGGAAAACACGGAAUGCUCGCUAGAAUAUGCACCUAUCACCGGUGCUGAUCCUCGCAUUGACGUGUACAUCGAAGGACCCGACAGUGAUGUUAUUUACAAAGUAGAGAAGAAGGACUAUGACCUCCAUAAAUUUAACGCUACCAUGAAUGGAACGUACACGAUCUGCUUCAGUAACGUUUUUGACUUUUCUAUUGGGGAAAAUCUUGUGUACUUCGAUUUAGUCAAAGGGAAUGAAGACGAAUUGGGCUACGAGGGAGUUAGCGGAACACCAACAGCCUUGACUCUCUUCGAAAAGUCUUUCCUAAAUAUUCACGAAAAUUUGAACUUGAUCGAGAGAUAUCAAAAUUAUUACAGGUUACGAGAAGCAAACACCCGAAUGGCUGCCGAGUAUUUAAAGCAAAGAGUACAGUGGUGGUCAGUAGGACAGUCUUUUAUUAUUGUUUCGGUUGGUAUUGCUCAAGUUUACAUGCUGCGUAGAUUUUUCACUGUUUCAAAAGAGGAUCUAUAAAUGUAUAUAAUUAAAUCUUUACUUUUAUUUGUGGUAUUGACAGAUGUUCAUUGUUUGCGUCGUUGGAUUAUUUACUAUUCCGCGCAUCUCCGGACGACUUCGUUCGAGCUCACCUUAAAAACUUCAUACAUUUAAAAUCAAUAAAAUGUGAACAUUCCAAAAAUUAGGACUCUCUUAUUCGAUAAUGUCGUAUUGUAAGAGCAUUGGUAUGGUGAUAUGUUGAAAUUGAUCGAUGUAAAAUCGACAUGGCUAACUGCUUAUUGAUAGAGUAGCACUUACAAGUUGAGACUGAUUUGAUUUAGCAUCGAUGUCAGAGCGUUAAACGGCACAUGCCCACUGCGGGCUCUUUCCUUCUUGAUGUGCGAUGAUACGUUUCGACGUUUGAUGGGACUUUGGUGUAGAAGACAAGUCAGGUAAUUGUCCUUACAAAAUAGUGGAUUUCAGUCUAUCAUGGAUAUCUGGGAGGAUAUAUAUCGCAGAUCUGGGAGGAUAAUUUUUGAUGAUAUUGAAGAACGUUAUGCUCUGUGCUAUUUAAUUGUCUAUAAGAACUUAAUAAACACAAGUGAAUAAGAGGCUUCAUGGACGUCUUAAGUUGUCAGGCGAAGGGAAGAAAAUGUGUUUUGCUCGUUUUCACUUGUAUCGCGCUUUUGAACGCACCCACUACUGAACGCUGAAGAUGAGUUUAAUUACAACUGAAACUUGUAGGUGUAGGUUAAGUGACCUAACUGUGAAGAUGUGUUAAUUGGAAGUUCCUAGUUAGUAAGAGAGGCCCAUGACGUUCAAAACACGUCGAAAUAUGUCAUAGUUGGUCAUCUUUUAGCUUCUGCUUUGACGCGUUGUCAGCCUUAGACUAGAAUUCUCCUGUGCUUGCUCGAUUUUGAGUAUUUAUGUUCUGCCUUAGAGGAAGAACGCUUACAUUUAGGAGACUAAGAUGCUUAAGCAUUUGGUCAACUGAUUACACUGGUCAUUGGUAGAAAAGCGGAGUGAUUAGAUGGAAAGCCACAUGUAUACCUGCAAUGUUUUGUUUUUCCUUCUGCUUUUCUUGUCGAGUUCACGCGACAAGGAGGUAUUGGUCCCUCUAUGCAUCAGCAAUGAAAACUUUUCAAGGAAAGCUAAGCCGGGUGAGGAACGAUUCCCUUGAAAAAAACCCUUUCUAAGUGCCCGAUCAGAAUUUCUCUCGAAAUUUCUUCCUUUGUUUUAUUUCUUGAAAAGUUCCCUUGCUCAUGGAAGUUAUGUAGAGAGGGACAUUCAUUAAGGAAAAAGCAACUACCAUCGGAUCAAGUAAUUACUCAAGUAACACUCCAGUCUCCACUGAAUUACUUCACAGCGUCGUCGUUUGAUUUAUUUAGUAACAGACCAAAAUUAAAAUAUACGGGAACAAUCGGGCGUGAGAGACCUCGAUUUCUCCAUGAUUAACUCAUAGUAAGCCGAGCCUACUCGCGGCUAACAAGUAAGUACAUAUUUCAGGAACAUCAAGUGAGUGCUGAGGACAACAUCAGUUCUUUUAUUUAGCCUCAGCUACAAAUCAUGCUGCGCCAAUUUCCGAGGGAUCACGCUAACAAGGAAGCAGUACAAAGUAUCUCAAGAGAGCAAAGUUAAAUUCGCCGUUUUAUUUUAAGCCAGUUAAAGCCUGACGCCUUGAUUUCUAUUUUUAUGUUUAUAUGUAAUAUCAUCAUGAACGAUUGAAACUUUUGCUUUUUAUGUAGAUGACUCAGUCCCCUCCAUGCUAUCCUAACUCGAAAUUUAAUUAGUCAUUUCUGGUUACAAAGCCAACAUCAAAUCAUUCGUGAGCCAAAAACAUAAGAACAAGCCAGCACACAACAAAAAAAAAUUGGAAUAUUCAAUUCAAGAAAUAAUCAUAACUUUAUCGACUUAGAAGAGCUCAGUUUUCUUGAAUAUACCAGCCGUGUAACAAUGAUUUUUUUUCCCUUUUUUCUUUUUUUUUUCCCUUCCCACUAAGUGCGCCAUUGUAUGCAACAUCACUGUCAAAAAAGGUAAAGAGCCUUUUAGAUCUCCAAGUUGUUGACAAAGAAAGCAGCCGUAGCACUACUUUUACUACCAUUUUUCUUAGCUCGUAAUUCAUCAACCCGAACGAAGGUUCGAAUCGCGUUGUGCUAUGUUGCUUUUACCCGAAGCAUUUUCCUAUUCGCCAACGGUAUUAAAUAUAUCUUAUUAACCAAGCGCGAGUGCCGUACUGGGAGAAUAUCGGCCCGAGGUCUUGACAGCACGGACC